Polistes canadensis is the source of this 1989-nucleotide messenger RNA. It is a transcript of the gene Ent1, whose product is annotated as equilibrative nucleoside transporter 3. Gene Ontology annotation, molecular function: nucleoside transmembrane transporter activity. The record is from RefSeq and is a predicted model, not a curated record. NCBI's taxonomy places the organism in Eukaryota, Metazoa, Arthropoda, Insecta, Hymenoptera, Vespidae. The transcript is spliced from 11 exons. Gene Ontology annotation, cellular component: plasma membrane. Bases 284 to 1705 code for a protein of 473 amino acids. Gene Ontology annotation, biological process: nucleoside transmembrane transport.
UUUGAAGUAUAGCUAAGUAAUUCAGACAAACACGCUCCGUUUUGUAAUAAAAACAACAGCUUAUGGAGUUUUAAUCAGACUUAAAAGAUCUGACAUAUGUCAUCGAUAUUAUUGAAUCAUAUUGGGUCUUAAUAUAAAGAGGAAUGAAUGCUUGGUAAUAUCGACAAUAGUUGAAACGUCUGCUUAGUGAACAUGAUUCUUAUAAUACAAACAAAUAUAUACAUUGGUUACUUCUAAAGGACAACAUUCUUUAUACUUUUACUAUGUAUUAGACAUUACUAUCAUGUCAUACUCUAUUAAUAGAAGACCCUUAUUAGGGGGUGUAUCUGACAGCGAAUUUGAAGAUGAUUUGGAAACUGAAAUAGAUGAUCCAAAUAUUUCUGUUCCUGAUGAGAAACCAUUUCUUAAACAAGAGGAACCUCUUGAUAGAUAUAACUUUACUCAUAUAGUUUUUUAUCUGCUUGGGAUAAAUGUAUUAAUUCCGUGGAGUUUUUUUAUUACUGCUGAUGAUUAUUGGAUGUACAAAUUUCGACAAAUUCAUGAUAAUGAUACUAGAACUUUUAAUUACAAUCAUACGGAAAAUUUAGAAACAAAGACAGAUCUUCAAGCUAGUUUUACUUCUUAUUUAAAUGUGGCAAGCGCUUUACCAAAUACGUUAUUUCUAAUAUUAAAUACUUUUAUUAGCAAAUCAGUACCUUUAAAAACAAGAAUGGUAGGAUCUCAAUGUAUUAUUCUUUUAUUAUUUAUUAUGACGACUGUAUUUGUAAAAAUAAAUACAGAUAAAUGGCAAGCUACAUUUUUAAUAAUUACUUUAACUACUGUAGCAUUAGUAAAUGUUGCGAGUGCUAUUUUUGGAGGCAGUUUGAUGGGUAUAGUUGGACGUUUUUCUCCUAAAUAUAUAACUGCAAUGUCUGGGGGCCAAGCUUUAGGAGGCAUCUUUACAGCUUUAGCAGAAGUGAUUUCACUUUGGAUUGGCGCUAGCCCUAUACUUUCAGGCUUAAUGUAUUUUAUUAUUGGAGAUACUAUAUUACUUCUCUCUUUAAUAGCUUAUAUAAUUUUAGAAAAAGCAGCAUUUUUUAAACAUCACAUGCUGGAUAAAUUUCCCGAACGUAUAGACUCUGAGUAUUCUGUUAAUACCGAAGUGAUGUUUUCACAAGUACAUACAAUUUCUUAUAUAAAUAUUAUUAAAAAAAUGUGGCAUUAUGGUAUUAGCAUAUUCCUUGUAUUCUUUAUAUCCCUCACAGUUUAUCCAGCUAUAACUGUGCUAGUAGAAAGUGAAAAUAAAGGAAAGGGAUAUGCUUGGAAUGAUGUAUACUUUGUACCUGUGGUAACAUAUCUCAUUUUUAGCACAGGAGAUUAUGCUGGUAGAGUUUUAUCAGGCAUUUUACAGAAGCCUAAAAAUAAACCAUACUAUGUCAUGUUUUUAAGCAUAGCAAGAAUUAUUUUUAUACCAGGUUUGAUGUUUUGUAAUGCACAACCAAGACAUAAUUUACCUGUUUAUAUUCAUAGUGACAUAUAUUACAUUUUGUUAACUAUUGCAUUUGCUGUAACUAAUGGCUAUUUGUGUAAUUUAUCAUUCAUAUUAGUUCCAACAGUGGUAAAUACACAAGAAAAAGAAAUUGCAUCUGUUAUGAUGGGAGCUUUCCUUGGUAUAGGAUUAACAACUGGCGCAGCUCUUAGUCUUUACAUGGUUAAAGCUUUGUAAUAUAACUAAGGUAUAUAUAUACUUAAUUAUACUGCCUUGUAUACUAUUUAAACAUAAGUGCAUUAUUGAUUUAAAUUCGUUUUAGAGAGUAUUUACCAAAUUUAAAAAUAUACAAAUUAUUAAUUAUCAAGAUAUUAUAGAGACAUUUUAUAAUUUCUUAUAUAAUAUUUAACUCCAUUUAAAUCAUGGUUUCCAGGGUAUUAUAACGUAAUAUAUUACUAUUAUAACAAUUUCAAUGUCUGUAGCUAGUGAUUAAAUAAUAAUCGUUAUUUAUUGACAAAAAA